This is a messenger RNA of Monascus purpureus, 993 nucleotides long. NCBI's taxonomy places the organism in Eukaryota, Fungi, Ascomycota, Eurotiomycetes, Eurotiales, Aspergillaceae. The record is from the annotation of a GenBank genome assembly.
AUGGCGCCUGUCAUUCAAAACUUGGGAUUCGCCAUAACUACCUCGACUUCCUAUGAAGCGCCAUACGUCGUUGCCAAGAGAUUCUCGACUCUUGACCAUCUGACUGGGGGUCGAUUUGGCUGGAAUAUUGUAACAUCAUGGAAAGCAUCGGCAUCAAAAUCGGCAUGUAAGACCAUGCUAAGACUGAAGCUUGGGCUUCCAUCAGUCGAGCAUGACAAACGGUAUGAAAUUGUGGAUGAGUACCUACGAGUUCUUUACAAGCUAUGGGAAGGAAGCUGGGCUGAUGGCGCGUUGAGAGAAGACAACGCAAUUGGCGUCUACGCGGAUCCAAGCCAGAUCAGGCGUGUUCGUCACCAUGGAGCGCACUUCCGUGUGGAUGGCCGACACAUUCUCGACCCAUCUCCCCAGCGGACACCGUUCCUCUUUCAGGCCGGCACAUCUGCAGCUGGCGUUGCUUUCGGUGCCCGUCACGCCGAGGGCAUCUUCGUCUCGGCUCCGUCGCCCCAUAUCCUGGCACCUCGCAUAAAGACGAUCCGUGAGGAGGCUGCUAAGGCUGGCUGUGAUCCAGAGUCAAUCAAGGUGUUUGCAAUUCUGACUCUCAUUAUUGGACGCACCGAGGAGGAAGCCAAGGCCAGGUACCAGGAUGCGCUGGAGUAUGCCAGCGCGGAGGGAGACCUUGUGUUCUUUUCAGGCAGCGACGGAAUUGACCUCAAUCAGAUUAAUCUUGACACGGCCAUCAAACCGUCAGAUGUUCAUGUUGAUGCACGCGUGCACUCCACCAUCCACAGCUUGUCAUAUCGAGGCGACGGUGUGCCGUCCUGGACCCCACGGAACAUCGGAAAGCGGAUCUCAGUCGACGGCAAUGGGCCGGUGCCUGCUGGCACACCGCAGCAGGUAGCCGAUGUCCUGGAAGAAUGGAUCCGUGUUGCGGAUCUGGAUGGUUUCAAUAUCGAUAUGAAGUCUACGACGGCAACUGAGCGAGUGCCUUGUUAA